AUGCAACUCCCAAACCUCAGCCUCCUCGUGAUCUUCAGUGCCUCGGCACUCGCAGCACUGAACAAGACCGGCUCAACCUGCACUGUGACGCCGUUGACGACAGGUCAGGAUGACACGCCCCAAAUCCUCGACGCCUUCAAGCAAUGCGGCCGCGACGGCAAGGUGGUGCUGACCGAGGGCCUCUUCAACAUCGGCCAGGUGAUGCGAACAACGGACCUGAACAACUGCGACAUCGAGAUACACGGAACGCUGAAGUGGAGUUCCGACAUACAGUACUGGCUGAGAAACAGCAUCAGCGUGACCUAUGCUGGUAGGUCGACCGCGUGGCAGCUAGGCGGCGUCAAUAUCAGCUUGAGGGGGUUUGGGAAGGCGCUAUUCGAUGGCAAUGGCCAGUUGUGGUAUGAUCAAAAUAGGAACCAAGGGAAUCAGAAUGGAAGGCCCAUCAGCUUGACACUUUGGCACGCCAAAAACGUCCUGGUGGAUGGCAUCACCUGGCGGCAGAGCCAGUUCUGGCAUACCUUUGUCGCAUAUUCGGAGAACAUCACCAUGACCAACCUCGACAUGAACUCGACCUCGAACUCUCAAUGGUCGACGGUCAAUACGGAUGGGGUGGACACCUGGAAUUCAAAAGACGUAGUCAUCUCCAACUGGACGGUCACUUGCGGCGAUGACUGCAUUAGCAUGAAAGGAAAUUCCAGCAAUGUGCACGUCAGCAACGUCGUCUGCCACGAGAGCGGUGCAAUGUGCAUAGGCUCCAUAGGCUCGAAUCCAUCGCAGCCAGACAUCGUCGAGAAUGUGUACUACGACAACGUCACCGCGUACCACAGCAGCAACGCCGCGUGGAUCAAGACGUACUCGGGCCAGGGGAGGGUGCGCAACGUGACCUUCGCCAACAUGCGUUUCGACAACGUGAACCAGCCGAUCUACAUCACGCCAUGCAUCUACGGCAGCUCCGGCUGCGACACCUCGCGGCUGAGCAUCGAGGACAUCCGCUGGGUCAACAUCACGGGCACCAGCCGCUACAACGUGGCUGCUGGGAUACACUGCAGCGCGGCGGCGCCGUGCAAGAACCUCAAGAUGGAAAAUGUGAACAUUACACCCAUAAAGGGCGGCAAGGCCAAGUGGUUGUGUUCCAACAUUCAGAACCAGGCGUCAAGUGGGAUUCCGUGUACCGAGAGCUGUCCUUCGAAUUGGCCGCAGCAGUUGAACGGAGAUCGCUGA
Messenger RNA from Diaporthe citri, 1221 nucleotides. RefSeq lists its product as uncharacterized. Lineage: Eukaryota; Fungi; Ascomycota; Sordariomycetes; Diaporthales; Diaporthaceae. Gene Ontology annotation, molecular function: polygalacturonase activity. Gene Ontology annotation, biological process: carbohydrate metabolic process. The record is from RefSeq and is a predicted model, not a curated record. The transcript has 3 exons. Bases 1 to 1221 code for a protein of 406 amino acids.